Molecule: messenger RNA, 1084 nt
Organism: Merops nubicus (carmine bee-eater)
Lineage: Eukaryota; Metazoa; Chordata; Aves; Coraciiformes; Meropidae
Gene: MTPN
Product: myotrophin
Exons: 3
Biological process (GO): regulation of barbed-end actin filament capping
Cellular component (GO): cytoplasm; nucleus
Molecular function (GO): protein binding
Source: RefSeq, a predicted model, not a curated record
AUUAUUCUUACAUUAAAGGGUGAAGAUGUCAACCGGACACUUGAAGGUGGGAGGAAGCCUCUUCACUAUGCAGCAGAUUGUGGACAGCUUGAGAUUCUGGAAUUUCUGCUAUUGAAAGGAGCUGAUAUUAAUGCUCCAGACAAACAUAAUAUCACACCACUCCUAUCAGCAGUCUAUGAGGGCCAUGUUUCCUGUGUGAAAUUGCUUCUGUCAAAGGGUGCUGAUAAGACUGUGAAAGGCCCAGAUGGACUAACUGCCUUUGAAGCCACUGACAACCAGGCAAUCAAAACUCUUCUUCAGUGAUGGAUGGACUGAUAUCUUAAAUGUCUCUCCUGUGGCCUCACACUGCUGCCUGUCUGUCACUCUUUGCAUCUUCCAGCUUCUUCAGCUAAAUACUUUGGGGGGAGGGAAAUUCUUUAUGAAUCAGACUAGUUAGGAUCUUGUAUCAAAGAUAAUCUGUUUGGAGAGGGUUGAAAACUAUUAUGAGCGUUGUCCCUCUAGGACUUCUUUUCAGUGCACAAUCUCUUCCCAUUUCUAGUGAAAAUGGAAGAAGGAAGACAUGAUCUUGAUUUUUGGUUUGUAAACCUCCUAGGUUAGUACUAAGAUUUUUGUUGAAUGAUUCCUUUAGAUGGAAGUACUGUGCUAUAUAGCUGAAAUUAAUUGUGAAGGAGACAAUAGUCCAAUGGUAUUAGUGUCUGCCAUAAUCUGAAUUGUAGUAAUGUAGGUGGCUGGGUUGCUUUUCUCUCUUCUCUCUCAGUGGGUAUCUUUAUUCUUCUUCUGCCUAAAGCUACGUUGCAGUUUUGAGGAUUUUUCAUACUAGUUAUUGGAGCUGUUCUUUCUUUUGACUAAUUAGAUGUCACACUAAUGUUUUUCUGACUCUUGAGUAAACCAGGAAAGAUCAAUUGAGGUGUGGUGGUGUUACACUCCAGAAUAUCUGCCAAGGUACUUUUGGAUGCUUGAAUUUGAGAUUUUUCUUUCCCAUGUUUGUUCUAGUCCAGGACAGACCAUUUAAGCAACUGGUUUUGAAAGAGUUAAAAAUGUCCCUCUAUUUCCAAAAGGAUUUUAAGAUGGUAUUGCUUUACUC